GACACAUCAUGCUGAUCCUGCAAUUGAACAACUCCGACAGCCUUGCAAGGAUGUGGAAAGUGAUGGCAGAGUGUCAUUGGAUACAGAGGAGAAUCCUAGAAGAAGCCAUGACUCUCCUACCCAGAAAACAGUCUUCAAUUUCAUCACCCGAUCCACACAGGCCAGCCGGCUCAGCCUCCCGCCUCGAAACCGAACUGAAGAACUGGCGCGCCAGAUUCGAGUCAUGGAUCGCAGCUCAGAGAUCCUACAUUCAAACGCUAACCGGCUGGCUACUCAGGUGCGUCAGAUCCGAUGACGCUUCUCCUCGUCGAUCCAGCAUCGGAAACCAUCCAGUAAUUGGACUGUGCGUGGAAUGGUCAAGGCAGUUAGAAGCGAUCGACGAAGCUUCAGUUCUUGAAGGAAUAGAGUAUUUUACAGCUACUGUGAGGUCCCUGUGUGCCCAACAGGUUCGAGAAGAUUCUCGACGGAAGAUAGGAGGAUGGAAGAAAUCCGAUGGGAAUAUGGAAGCGAUUGAAGCAGAAGAAGUUGUGAUUGCAGAGACGAUGGUUGAAGAUGAGAUUAUGAUUAUUUGUGGAGGAAUGUCGGUUGCCAUGAGCUCACUCGCAGAGUUUGCCUGUGAUUCUUCAGAGAGAUACGAUGAACUUGUGAAGCAGCGGGUAGGAGUGAAGUGAGAGGAUGCUUCCACUUGGAUUUGGCUUCUUUU
This is a messenger RNA of Neltuma alba, 703 nucleotides long. RefSeq lists its product as uncharacterized. Bases 9 to 671 code for a protein of 220 amino acids. Lineage: Eukaryota; Viridiplantae; Streptophyta; Magnoliopsida; Fabales; Fabaceae. The transcript has a single exon. The record is from RefSeq and is a predicted model, not a curated record.